Molecule: messenger RNA, 563 nt
Organism: Candidula unifasciata
Lineage: Eukaryota; Metazoa; Mollusca; Gastropoda; Stylommatophora; Geomitridae
Source: the annotation of a GenBank genome assembly
AUGACAAGCGGAUAUGAAGGUAGUUGUACUAUCGACUUUAGUAGUGGUAGUUGUUGCAAUAGUGGUGGUGAUAGUAGUGUGAUGAUAUUAAUGAUGAUGAUAGUAAGUUUCUACGAGUUUGAAUACGACGAAGAAAAACCACAGGCUGAUGGACGCCAACUGGCAACAACCGAUCUCUGUCCGCCCGUCCCCAAACGACUUCCUCUGGGAGGGUGCGAGCUGGAGCAGUGCAGCUCGGAUAGAGAGUGCGCUGACAAGCAACUCAAAUGUUGUUACAAUGGUUGUGUUUACACCUGUCUGCCUGAGGUCAAGCCGCCGCCAUAUUUUGACUGGAUUCGGGAGCCUCUGAGACGUCUUCAGUUUGGUCAGUCGUGGCUAGUGCCAGGGCCCAACAUUCAGCUGGACGUAAUGACGUGCAGUACAAGUCCCCUACAAGAGGACUCCGACCCCUUGGUGUGUCCCCACGGCUACGAGUGCAGCAUUGAUGACGACAGCAGAUCAGCACAGGAAGUUCCCAACAGAGGUCACUGUGUCAAGGUAGCCGAUGACACCGCAGAUGGUAA